AUGAUCCCAUCCACGGGUAAGAUCGACCGACUGCUGGUGGAACUGCGGCCCCGGCUACAGUGUGCCAACUUCUUCAUCUCCUUCCCGCGCAAGUUUGUCGACAUUGAGUCGACCACCAUCGAGCUGGCCACCGAUCGGAUCACGAUCGUGAUGAAGGGCGAGCGCGAACGGUACGAAAUCCGUACCGGCGACUACUUCCAGCUGCACACGCAAACGCUCAGCUCGCUCGUAAUUAAAAAUCGAUACAUUUGCUUCCGCGUAAACACCAACGAGAGUGUGUUCGGGUCCGAGCGAUUAUCCACCGGUCAGGAAAUGCCGGGAAGUGACCAGCACGAAGAAAACUUCCGAUUAGCUUGCAAUGUGCAGCCAGGCCAAAGGUACCGAGUGCUUUGCAGUAAUUGUGCCGGACCGCUUCAACAGUCGGCCGACCCGGCCGGUGAUCCUGACACUUCGUUCCAGCGCGUACUGGAGCUACCGUCGGAGCAGCUCGAUACGGACGAUUGGUUCUGUCAUCGGCAUGAUCAUCAGCCGUCCGAGGGCGCACCGGAACCUUGCCACGGGCGACAACAGGGAGAACCAUCUUCCCAGCUUUCUACAAAGUUUGAACCCCAACCGGGCGAUCUGUUCUACGGCACAUUCUACGCCCUGCUGCACCGGAACGUUUUGCAGCGCGUCCACGUGCGCAACGAUCGCUUCGUGUACUGCAAGCGCUGCCUGCAGUAUCUUGGAUCGACGCGAAAAAACCGCACCUCGGUUAAGCUUUGGUAUGAAAAUGUACGCUUUCAGCCGUCAGAACGAUCGGCGAUACCGCUAUCCCUGUUCCGCACUGACGAUGCGCUGGAACUGUUUCACCAUCUCGUGCGCAAGACGGUACGGGAGUUUAACUUCGUCACCCAUCUCGGUCUUCCGCCAUCGAUAAAGCUUCUGUUUGAGCUGCGCCGUCCUGGGAUGCAAGGUGACGUGUUCUAUCUGCUGAUGCAAAUCAUGGACUGUCAGCUAAGCGUGUUCCGGGCGAAGCAAAAACGUACCGGAUCCGGUUCGUCCGAAUCCUGCUCGGAUGAUGUGGACGAUUGUAGAGCUGAUGGGAAGGAGGACAUAGCGGAAAAUGUGGCGCUUGAACGGGUCGAUCUGAAGAAAAUCGAGCAUCAGGAUGAAGCCAACCACGACGACGAUGAAGGUGAUGAUGAUGAUGAUGAUGUAUUUAUUGACAACUCUUACCGGAAGCAUACGAUCAAGCUGGAACGACACCGGGCAAUGAAGCUGAUGUAUCAGUACGAAAAGUACGACGAUCAGCCGCUGUUCGUGUUCUGGCGGGAGGACAGCAAUGUGGUGAAUCUGGAACUGUCCGAGCCAAUGUUCAGUGCGGCGAUUCGGUACCUGGACGCAAAUUCGAGCUACGUGCCGGAAUGUUACCGGGUGAAUCUAGGAUUUAGCAUGAGCUAUUUGGACAUUCAGUAGAUAACCAUGUACAGAAGGAGGAGCAUAGGCAGCAAAAUAACUAGAACGCUUGGAACCAAAAUCCGAUGGCUGUCGGUUUCUGUCGGAACCUUGAUGGGAUUUAAAAAAUAAAUGUGAAUAUACGUAGAA
This is a messenger RNA of Anopheles coluzzii, 1587 nucleotides long. RefSeq lists its product as uncharacterized. Gene Ontology annotation, cellular component: ubiquitin ligase complex; cytosol; nucleus. The coding region runs from base 1 to 1458 and encodes 485 amino acids. Lineage: Eukaryota; Metazoa; Arthropoda; Insecta; Diptera; Culicidae. The record is from RefSeq and is a predicted model, not a curated record. Gene Ontology annotation, biological process: protein polyubiquitination; protein autoubiquitination; proteasome-mediated ubiquitin-dependent protein catabolic process. Gene Ontology annotation, molecular function: ubiquitin protein ligase activity; ubiquitin conjugating enzyme binding; cyclin binding. The transcript has a single exon.